Racocetra persica is the source of this 2728-nucleotide messenger RNA. Lineage: Eukaryota; Fungi; Glomeromycota; Glomeromycetes; Diversisporales; Gigasporaceae. The record is from the annotation of a GenBank genome assembly.
AUGACCUUGCCGGGUGUUCCAGAUAGGAGGAAUUCUUAUAUUUUUAUAUCAGACAAUCAACCUUUAAAUGUUGUUAAUUUAGUCAUUGAUAAAGAUUGGAAUAAUGUACAAAUUGAUAAUUUGAACUACAUAUAUUCUGAGAACAGAACUGACGAAGAGAUUCCUACGACGUUAUUAAUCAUUUCAGAUUUCAAUCAAAAAUAUGGUGCAAUACAAGGAUUAGAAGCAUUAGAGUUUUUGGAUUCAUCACCAGAUGUACGAAUAUCUCUUAUCCAUAACCCAUCAACUGAUACUGGUGACAGUAUCAUGUCAUCAAUGAUAUAUUAUCUAUUAUAUGAAGUUGCGGACUUGCCAAAGCAUGUAUCAUUAAAAUCCGCAUUUGAAGAGUUUUUGAAUGAACUUUCGGUAGAAAAACAUAUAAAAAGUAGUAAUGAAGAAGAUCAAAUUCCGAUUGGAAGAACUAGAAAUUCUGCAGUAUCUGAUGGGUGGCAAAUGAUUGAUAAUUUAAAGGCCAACAAAUAUUGGAAAGAUAUGAAACCAUUCAUUAAAAAUCUAUUAAAAUUAGGCCAAGGAGAGACUGCCUUCGUCAUAAACGGUCGUAUUGUUGGACCUAUUAAUUCGAAUCAUUUGUUUACCUUUGAUGAUUUCGAAUUAUUGAUCACUACUGAACUUGCCGAACGCAUCAAUCCCGUUAUUGAAAGUGUAAAAAAUCUCAAUUUAAAUUUAACAUUGGAAGGAUCAAAUUAUUCGGAUUUCUUUUUAAAGGCAACUUCCGUAAUUUCCGUUUCUGGUGUGUCUGAAGUUCCGGUUGGCCUCUUUAAUAUCCCAGAUAAUAAACGUGAUCUCUUAUACCAAACUCUAAAGAGAGACUACGGUCUAAUACAGAUUGGUCAGAAAGACACCGCAAUGUAUUAUAUUUCUGCAAUUGUUGAUCCAUUAAGUCCAACAGCACAGAAAUGGUCAACUAUUUUGCUAACACUGUCUCAAAUUGAGGGUGUGUACAUUGAACUGUACCUAUAUCCUCAUCUGUCUUUAAAAGAAUUACCAAUAAAACGUUUCUAUCGAUAUGUUCUGGAGCCUCGGUUGAAAUUUAAUGCAACAACAAAUGCUCUUAUUCCGCCAACUGCAUAUUUUGCCCAUCUUCCUGAAGAUCCACUAUUAACACUUGGAAUGGAUGUAAUUCAAUCAUGGUUGGUCACACCAAAAGUAUCAAUACAUGAUUUGGAUAAUAUUCGCCUAGCUAAUUUAGAUAGUCGAUAUAAAAUUAAAGGAGUAGAUGCACUUUUUGAAUUAAAAAACAUUCUUAUUGAAGGACACGCAUUUGACAUUACAACGAAUUCACCACCUAGUGGCCUUCAACUUUUACUUGGCACAAAUAAUUAUCCUGCAAUGGUUGAUACAAUUGUGAUGGCUAAUCUUGGGUAUUUACAAUUAAAAGCAAAUCCUGGAGUCUGGACACUUAGAUUAAGAGAGGGAAAGUCAACAGAAAUAUAUGAUCUGCUAAGUGUUGGUAGCGAAGGAUGGUUUAGUCGGAACGUUAGUGAAAUUGGUAACGAAAUAGUUUUAAACAGCUUUGAAGGGUUGAUAAUUUAUCCUCGUCUGGUACGUAAACCGGGAAAGGAAAAUGUUAAUAUUAAAGAUGACGAAAACGAUGAUAGCUUUUGGGAUUACUUUAAGAAUAAGUUCACUAAACCAGAUAGUCAGAAACAAGGCAAAGCUGAGAUAAAUAUAUUUUCGGUAGCGUCUGGGCACCUUUAUGAAAGAUUCUUGUAUAUAAUGAUUCUUAGUGUGUUGCAACAUACAAAGAGUAAAGUGAAGUUUUGGUUUAUUGAAAACUUUUUGUCAUCUUCCUUUAAAGAUUUUAUACCACAUAUGGCUAAGGAAUAUGAUUUUGAAUACGAGCUUGUUACGUAUAAGUGGCCACAUUGGCUACGCAGCCAGACAGAAAAGCAGCGUACAAUAUGGGGAUAUAAGAUCUUAUUUCUUGAUGUUCUUUUCCCUCUCGAUUUGGAUAAGGUUAUCUUUGUUGACGCUGAUCAAAUCGUUCGGACUGAUCUAAAGGAAUUAAUUGAUAUGGAUUUAAAAGGUGCGCCAUACGGAUAUACUCCAUUCUGUGACAAUCGACCGGAAAUGGAUGGGUUUAGAUUUUGGAAGUCUGGAUACUGGAGUGAACAUCUGAACGGAAAGCCAUACCAUAUCAGUGCUUUAUAUGUUAUCGAUUUGCAAAGAUUUCGCCAGAUGGCUGCCGGGGAUAAACUACGUGGUCAAUAUCAGAUCCUUAGCGCAGAUCCGAACUCUUUGUCGAAUUUGGACCAAGAUUUGCCAAACAACAUGCAACAUAUUGUGCCAAUAUUUUCUUUGCCACAAGAAUGGUUGUGGUGUGAGACAUGGUGCAGUGAUGAAUCAUUAGCUACAGCGAAGACUAUCGAUCUGUGCAACAAUCCUUUAACAAAAGAACCUAAACUCGAGAGAGCAAAGCGUCAAAUUCCAGAAUGGGAGUCUUAUGAUAAUGAUGUUGCAUCUUUAGCGGCAAGGAUUGCGCAGCAAAAAGCUUCUGUACAAGACAAUCAGCAAAAUGUUCCAGAAAGCAGUUCUCGAAAAACGGAACCAACUACCACUACUCGCCACAAUGAUGAGCAUGAGCAUGAUGAGGGACAUAAUAAUCUAGAUGAGUAUCGGGCAGUCCGGCGGUCAGUCCGCUGGACAGUCCAAAAAGCUCGAAUUAUAG